Messenger RNA from Zerene cesonia (dogface butterfly), 10900 nucleotides. RefSeq names its product low-density lipoprotein receptor-related protein 2 (gene mgl). Gene Ontology annotation, molecular function: calcium ion binding; protein binding. Lineage: Eukaryota; Metazoa; Arthropoda; Insecta; Lepidoptera; Pieridae. The coding region runs from base 146 to 10900 and encodes 3584 amino acids. The record is from RefSeq and is a predicted model, not a curated record. The transcript has 20 exons.
UUCCACACCAGUCAGUUACUGACGCCCGUGCCAGACAGACGUGUUACAAGAGGGCGAUCGUGUCACACGUCAUCACUUUCCAAACUUGAAAACUUGCCGCAAGUGUGUUGUGUGUGCUGUGUUGAUGUGAUUAGUGUGUGUGAGCAUGAGGGGCGCCUGGGUGGCGUGCUGGCUGCUAGCGGCGCUGGCAGCCGUAGAGGCAGAUAUGAGACACUUAGCAGGCGACACGAUAUGCCCUAACGGCAUGUUCCGUUGUGCGGACGGGAAAUGCAUCCCGGCGCUGUGGGUGUGUAACUACCAACAGGACUGCGAGAGAGGGGAAGACGAGCUGCAGUCUUGCCAGCCCCCGGAGUGCGAGGCGGGCCAGCUGACGUGCGGACAGUACGUGUGGAACAAGACGUACUGCAUCCCGCCGCACUACCGCUGCGACAUGUACGUCGACUGCGUUGACGGCACUGACGAGGCGGACUGCACGUACCGCAAGUGCCAAGUGGACGACUUUCAAUGUGGGGUAGAGAAUGCUGGCUACAGCAAAAUUUCUACGACACAGGGACCUUGCAUACCAAAGGAGAAGAAAUGUGACGGCUACGUAGACUGCAGAACGGGUAAAGACGAACAGGAUUGCCCCGGGAAUCCGCUCAGCUGUCGGCUCGACCAAUUUCGAUGCGCCUCAGGCAACAAGUGCGUGGACGCGAGCGCCAAGUGUGACCACAAGGAUGAUUGCGGAGACAACUCGGAUGAAGACCAAUGCAACUUCCCGCCCUGUCACAUAGGACAGUUCCGCUGCAGCAACGCGCUGUGUAUCCCGGUAACGUACCACUGCGAUGGCUACAAGGACUGUUCGGAUGGCUCCGACGAGACGAACUGCACCGCCAUUACGUGCCCCGAUAAUAAGUACCUCUGCCCCAGGGGCGGGCCCGGGGGCACACACAAGUGCAUCGCUCGGUCUCAGCUGUGUAACGGCAAGAAAGACUGUGAAGAUAACGCUGACGAAGAAGCUGCAUGUUCGACCGCGUCGUGCCCCGCGCUGGAGUGCGAGCAGCAGUGCGUGGCGUCGCCGCUGGGCGGCGCGUGCGCGUGCGGCGCGGGGCUGGCGCUGGCGCCCGACAACCGCGCCUGCCGCGACCGCGACGAGUGCGCCGAGUGGGGGCCCUGCCACCAGCUCUGCGUCAACACGCCCGGCUCCUACAAAUGCGCCUGCGCCCCCGGAUACACGCUGAUGGACAACAGCAGCUGCAAGGCGAACGCGGAGCCGCCCACGCUGGUACUGGCUCACGACAAGGGCUUACUAAAGCUGGACCUGGACAAACGCUUCCCCACUGUGCUGGCUAAUGCCUCGUCUGCCGCCGGACUGGACUAUCAUUACAGGAGAAACAUGCUGUUUUGGUCAGAUCUUAAAACUAGGAAGAUCCACGCGCAGCACCUGAGCGCGGGGCACAGCAGCGGCGACAUCUCGGUGCAGGGCUCGUGGGCGCCCGUGGCGCUGGCGGUGGACUGGGUCGGCGACAAGCUGUACGUGGCCGACGCGCUCGGCCAGAAGGUGGACGUGUUCGAGCUGGACGGCCGCGGCCACGCCGUCGUGCUCGGCUCCAACCUCACCAGCCCCGCCGACAUCGCGCUCGACCCCACGCUGGGUCUCAUGUUCGUCGCGGACAGCAGCCAGAUCAUUCGAGCAAACAUGGAUGGAACCCACUCCAGAUCGAUAGUCUCGGAAGCGACAUAUAAGGCGUCCGGCAUCGCUGUGGAUACGAUAGCGAGGCGGAUAUUCUGGUGCGACUCUCUCUUGGACUACAUCGAAACAGUCGACUAUGAUGGCAACUACAGGUUCUUAGUCCUCCGAGGCCAGCAAGUCCCCAGCCCGUCGAGACUGGCUCUGUUCGAAGAUAAAGUUUUCUGGUCCGACAGCACUAAGCAAGGAAUCAGUUCUGUCAACAAAUAUCUCGGCUCAUCCAGCAUAGAAGCCAUUUAUAAAAUUAAAGACAUAAGGGAACCGAAAGCAUUGACUGUCAUACACUCUUUGAAACAAACAUCUGUAAAUAACCCGUGUGGAAAUAACAACGGCGGAUGCUCGCAGAUGUGCAUCGUGACGGCGCUGCAGAACGGCGGCCUGGGCUACCGCUGCGCCUGCAACAUUGGAUAUAGAUUAGAGACUGACUUAAGAAACUGUGAUUUAGUUAAGGAAUUCCUCAUGUAUUCACAACAGAGAUUUAUUAAAGGAAAAGUUAUAAACCCCGUUAUAGAGGGUUUUAAUGACGCCAUCUUGCCUGUUGUUUCAAGACGUGCUCGAUUUGUCGGAUUAGAUUUCGAUUCGCGGGACGAGUACAUUUAUUAUUCAGACGUCCUGCAAGAUGUUAUUUACAGAGUACACAGAAACGGUACGACGAAGGAAAUCGUCUUGGCGUCACAAAAUGAAGGAGUGGAAGGUUUAGCUGUAGAUUGGGCGUCGAAAAAUUUGUAUUAUAUAGACUCCAGGAAAGGUACAUUGAAUGUUCUCUCAACGAGAAACGUUUCAUACAAGAGAACUCUAUUAAAAGACUUAAAAAGACCGCGUGCUAUAGUAGUCCAUCCGAACAAAGGCUUUAUAUUCUUUUCUGAAUGGGACCGUCCAGCUAACAUAAGCAGAGCGAACACUGACGGUAGUGGAUUAUUAGUAUUCGAAAAUGUGACUCUCGGUUGGCCCAAUGGCCUAUCGAUAGAUUUCAUGGCAGACCGACUUUACUGGUGCGAUGCUUUAUUAGACCACGUACAACAUGCCAAACUAGACGGAACAGACGUGCAAACUGUUAAUUCCAGACUGAUCAGGCAUCCUUUCUCGAUAGUGAUUUACAAGGACUUCAUGUUCAUAACCGAUUGGAGAUUAGAUGCCAUUGUACGCUUACACAAACUGACCGGAGAACAAGAAGACAUCAUGGUCAGGGAGCCGCCGACGAAUAGGCUAUACGGUGUUAAAGUUUACAGCGAAGAUGUUCAAAGAAUAGAUCCUAACCAACCGUGUUCCGUCAAUAAUGGAAACUGUCAGAAGUUCUGCUUCGCGAUACCUAGAAAUAACACAGAGUUACUGACUGUCAAGUGUGGUUGUCCGUACGGUGAAAAACUGGCAAAGGACGGCACGAGUUGCGUGCCAGAUCCUACAUUUGAACCGCCCCUACAAGCCUGCCCCAACACCUGGGACUUCACCUGUAAUAACCAACGCUGCAUUCCGAAAAGUUGGGUGUGCGAUGGGGACGAUGACUGCUUGGAUAACAGCGACGAAGAACAAAACUGCACAAAAACGACGUGCAACGCAUCCGAAUUCAUGUGCAAGUCGGGUCGCUGCAUCCCCGCCACGUUCAAGUGCGACUCGGAGAACGACUGCGGCGACUUCUCAGACGAGACGGGCUGCGUCAACGUCACCUGCAGCUCGUCGCAGUUCCAGUGCGACAACGGCCGCUGCGUGCCCAACACCUGGAAGUGCGACUCGGAGAACGACUGCGGGGACGGCUCCGACGAGGGGUCGCAUUGUGCAGAGAAGACUUGCGCCUACUUCCAGUUCACGUGCCCGCGCACGGGGCACUGCAUCCCCGCGUCGUGGGUGUGCGACGGCGACGACGACUGCUUCGACAAGCAGGACGAGGCCGACUGCCCGCCCGUGUCCUGCCUCGCCAGCCAGUUCAAGUGCGCCGACCUCAAGCAGUGCGUGCAGGAAGCGUACAAGUGUGACGGCAUCCCGGACUGCAACGACGGGUCGGACGAGGCGGGCUGCCCCUCGCUGGCGCCGCACCAGUGCGCGCCCGACAAGCAGUUCCAGUGCAAGACGUCCGGCAUCUGCAUCCCGCACACCUGGUACUGCGACGGCACGCCGGACUGCGAGGACCUGUCGGACGAGCCGGCGGCGUGCGGCGCGGCGGCGUGCCCGGCCGGCCACUUCCGCUGCGCCAACGGGCGCUGCGUGUUCCGCGCCUACGUGUGCGACGGCCGCGACGACUGCGGCGACGCGUCCGACGAGGGCGCCGCGCACGCCUGCCACCCGCCCGCCUUCAGAUGUCCAGCGAACCAAUGGCAGUGCCCCGGAGUCACAAAUCGAUGCGUCAAUAUCACACAAGUCUGUGACGCGAAUCUUGACUGUCCCAAUGGUGCUGAUGAAGGUGAGGGCUGCGAUUUCGCUGAAUGUGACCACCGCUCCGGAUUAUGUUCCAACGAAUGCAAACAAACUCCAACCGGCCCGCUGUGCCUGUGUCCCAGCGGAGAAGAGCUGGAAAGCGACGGUUUCACCUGCAAGGACAUCGACGAAUGCAACCCGCCAGGCUUGUGCUCGCAGAUCUGCACAAACACGAAACGAUCCUACUUCUGUAGCUGCGUGGACGGCUACCAACUCGCUGCCGAUAAACAUUCCUGCAAAGCGAAUAACCAUUCUAGUGCUUUCUUGAUCAUAUCCAAUAGACAUUCCAUAUUGGUGGCGGAUCUGAAUGAGCAAGGCUUAGAACGAGUUCCAAUUAACGUUGAGAAUGUAGUUGCAACAGCGUCCAACAUGCACACGGGCACGAUAUUCUGGUCAGAUAUGAAGCUCAAGAUUAUUUCACGACUGGACCGGGGUAGCGAACCGCAAAUCCUGGUAUCAACCGGGCUGGAUCUCGUCGAAGGGUUAGCUUACGAUUGGGUGGGAGGAAACAUAUAUUGGCUGGAUAGCAAACUUAACACGAUCGAAGUAUCUAAAGAGGAUGGAAGUUCGAGAACUGCGCUGGUCAGCGGCAACAUAACUCAGCCAAGAGGCAUGUGCUUAGAUCCAGCUCCCAACGCGAGGUGGCUAUUCUGGACCGAUUGGGGAGAAAAUCCUCGUAUCGAGAGAGUCGGUAUGGACGGUACACAACGUAUGGCGAUCAUUACCACCAAAAUUUACUGGCCUAACGGUUUGACGCUUGACACGGCGACACAAAGAGUUUAUUUUGCGGAUUCUAAAUUAGACUUUAUCGAUUUCUGCUACUACAACGGGUCCGGAAGACAGCAAGUGUUAGCUGGAAGUCACUAUCUUCUACACCCGCAUUCGCUUACGUUGUUCGAAGACACAUUAUACUGGACUGACCGUCAGUUGAACCGAGUUUUAUCUGCGCACAAGUUCAGAGGCACGAAUCAAACGGUGGUUUCACAUCUGAUAUCUCAGCCGCUUUCCAUCCACGUGCACCAUCCCUCGCUCCAGCCGCUGUACCAGUCGCCUUGCAAGCCAGAUACUUGUCAACAUCUUUGCCUGUUGAGUCCCAAUAAAACGACAGGAUACACUUGUAUGUGUAAACCAGGAUUUAAAUUAUUACCGGACGGAAAAUGUAUCGAAGAGGAAUCUCCGUAUCUAAUGGUUCUCAAAGGAUCACAAAUAAUAGAUUUGGCAACCGAUGGAUCUGGCAGAGCUGGGCAAUUACCUCCAGUUGUUGGAAUUCAAGGAGGAGUUCAGUUGGAUUACGACCGACAAGGACAUAUGUUAUACUGGCUUCAAUCAAUUUCUGGUGACAGUGAAGAUGACGAGAACUGCACGGUUUAUAGCAUGCCUUAUGGAGGAGGAAAUAAGGUCGAGUUCCUGGGUCAAGACAAUGGCAUAGUUGGCGCACCGUCAGCUAUAGCCUUUGAUUGGCUCGGAAGAAAUCUAUACAUGUCAAAUAGAGUCGCCAGUAACAUUGAACUUAUUCGUGUUGACGGUAAAGUUAAAUAUCGAUCCAUUGUAUUUGCUAAUGAUGGAAGUAGAAACUCAAUUGCUAAACCAAGAGGAAUAUGUCUGGAUCCGACCGAAGGAAAAAUAUACUGGGCUGAUGAAGGUGGCUAUGGUGUGCCAGCAAAGAUCGGAAAAGUUAACAUGGAUGGUACAUAUCCAGUCAUAUUAGUUGAUUCUAUAGAAAGACCUGAAGCUGUUACUGUGGAUAUAGAAAAGAAAAUAAUUUACUUCACCACCCAAUAUCCUGCAAGCGUUGUUAGCGUGAACACAGAAGGAAACGACAGAAAAACAAUUCUGACUGAAGCAAACGCUAUAUCGUAUCCAAAAGUAAUUUCAGUUCUCGAUUCGCGAUUGUACGUCUUGGAUCAACGCCACGAAAAGAUUUUCAAAGCUGAUCUUCCAAACGGAGACAAUAUUAAGGUUAUACUCGAUAAUGAAAGUGAUCUAAAAUCGAUGACAAUAUUCCAAAAAAGAAAAAUGAUGCAUCACCCAUGUUCGCAAAACAAUGGCGGAUGUGAACAAAUAUGUAUUCCAAGUGAAGGUGGAUCCAGAGUUUGUGCAUGCUCAGUGGGCUAUAGGAAAGAGAAUGAAAUAAACUGUGUUCCUUAUAAGACAUUUGCAGUAGUUUCUCAAUUGGAUCUAAUAAGAGGCUACAGUCUCGAAGGAAGCGCAGAAGCAAUGGUCCCAGUUACAGGCGUAGGGCACCACAUCUUGCAUGUUGAUGUUCACUUCGCAGAGAACUACAUUUAUUGGGUGGAAUUCAACCGUGGGCAAUGGAACGGUAUAUUCCGUGUUAGACCCAACGGCACCGAACUACAGCAUAUUGUAAAGGAUGGUAUUGGCAGUAACGGAAUCAGAGGCUUAGCCGUCGACUGGGUUGCUGGCAAUUUAUACUUCACUAAUGUCUUCCCACAUGAAAACUACGUAGAAAUGUCUUGGCUCGAUGGUUCGAACAGAAAAGUUAUUGUAAAAACAACUAUGGAUGCUCCACGAGAACUGGCAGUCAAUCCGAUAAAGAGACUGUUGUAUUGGAUCGACUAUGGUCAAUAUCCGAGAAUUGGAAAGGCCUACCUCGACGGAAGCAACUGGCAAACUCUUGUCACAUCUGGUAUAUCAAAUCCUAGAGAUUUAACGAUAGACAUGCUUACCCAUGACGUUUAUUGGGUUGAUUCUAAACUCGACCAAAUACAGAAAAUAUCAUAUAGCGGUGGCAAUAGACAACUUAUUCGAUCAAACCUUCCUAACCCAAUGGGUAUAGCAAUACACACGGGCAAUGUUUUCUGGGUAGAUAGGAACUUGCAAACAAUUUACAAGGCCUCCAAGUUACCUGGUAACAUGUCGAUGCCAGAAAAGUUAAGAACAAACCUUCCAAAAUUGAGAGACAUUGUUAUUUUUGAUAUAAACAAUCAGCCAACAGACGAAAAUAAUCCAUGUAGAAAGCUUGGAAAUGGAGGUUGUGAUCAGCUUUGCUUCAGUUAUCCACCUGAUGCUAACAAAGGCUAUACUCAUAGAUGUGAUUGUGCCACUGGUCAAAUAUCUGCCAACAAUCCUAAAAAGUGUGAUGUUGUUGACGAAUACUUGGUCUUUACUACGAGGACUGAAAUUCGCGCUAUCAAUUUAGAUCCUAAAUCAACUGGUGUUCCUUUCAAACCCAUUGGAAACUUAACCAAUGUCGUUGGGGUUGAAUUCGAUUAUGCAGAUAAUAAAUUAUUCUUCACACAAAUACGACCAUGGGCGAGAAUCGCAUGGAUGUCUGCAAACAACCCAGAUUUUUCUGGAAUACAAAACAUCAUCAACAAAAAUAUUAACCCCGAAGGUAUCUCAUACGAUUGGACGCAAAAGAAAAUCUAUUGGACUGAUAGUUCCAACAAUUCUAUAUACGCUAUGAAUUUAGAUGGUACGGAGUUAGUAAUGAUUGCAAGAGUCGAACGUCCAAGAGCAAUUGUUGUAGAUCCAUGCAAUGGAACAUUGUAUUACACUGAUUGGGGACGAUUUGGCACAUCUGGAAAAAUCUAUAGAACCACUAUGGCUGGAUCUUUAAAGAAAGCUAUUAUCGACAAAGAUUUAUCGCAGCCCAGCGGUCUUACGAUAGAUUUCGAGGAAGACAUGCUUUAUUGGACAGACGCUGUACGUGAAAAAAUAGAACGCUCGAAGCUGGAUGGUUCAGAUAGAGAAGUAUUAAUUUCUGCCACAAUUUACCCAUUCGCAAUAACAGUGUUUAGAAACUAUAUUUACUGGACCGAUUUACAAUUGCGAGGUGUAUACAGAGCGGAAAAGCACACUGGUGCUAAUAUGAUCGAAAUGGUUAAACGUUUAGAAGAUUCGCCACGUGAUAUCCACAUAUACAGUACAAGCCGACAGAAAUGUCAAACUAACCCAUGUAAAAUUAACAACGGUGGUUGCGCUCAUAGUUGCCAUCCCGCGCCAAACAAUUCAGUAGAAUGUAAAUGUGACGACAAUACUAAGCUGGUUAAUGAGGGUCGUAUGUGUGUCUCAAAGAAUAUUACCUGCGAUCCUAGCAAGUUCUUCUGCGCCAAUGGCAAAUGUAUCAGCAGAAUGUGGUCAUGUGAUGGAGACGAUGAUUGUGGGGAUAAUUCAGAUGAAGAUAUUAAUUAUUGUGCCUACCAUUCUUGUUCGCCGAAUGAGUUCCGCUGCAAUAACGGACGCUGCAUUUUCAAAUCGUGGAAAUGCGACCAUGAGAACGAUUGUAAGGAUGGUUCAGAUGAAGAGGGCUGUGUUUACCCACCUUGCGCACCCGGUGAAUUUACCUGUCUCAACUCUCGUUGUAUUCCAAUGUCCCAGGUCUGCAACGGCAUUAAUGAUUGUAAAGAUAACAUUACUUCAGAUGAAACACACGAGAGAUGCCCAAGGAAUACAACCUGUCCAGCAAAUCAUCUGAAAUGUGAAAAAACUAACAUCUGUGUUGAACCUUAUUGGCUAUGUGAUGGUGAUAAUGAUUGUGGUGAUAAUUCUGAUGAAGAUCCCCUACAUUGCGCUCAAAGAACCUGUCCACAAAAUAGUUUCCGAUGCCCCAACCAUCGAUGCAUUCCUGCUACUUGGUACUGUGACGGUGACGACGACUGUGGUGAUGGAGCUGAUGAACCUCCGGAAUAUUGCCGUUCAGAAGGCCGCACGUGCUUCGGUGACUUGUUCACUUGUGACAACGGCAACUGUAUACCGAGAAUUUACAUAUGCGACGGAGAUAAUGAUUGCCUGGACAAUAGUGACGAAGACUCAAGGCAUCAAUGUAAUGAACGAAAAUGUGACCCAGAAACAGAAUACACAUGCGAGGAGAACAGAUUUUGGAACAGAGCUCAAUGUAUACCUAAGAAAUGGCUAUGUGAUGGUGACCCUGAUUGCAUUGAUGGAGCAGAUGAAAAUUCAACAAUACAUCACUGUUCUACUCCAACGCCCUGUACGGAAGAUCAAUUCCAAUGUAAUAAUGGCCGAUGCAUUAACGAAGGUUGGGUUUGUGAUCACGAUAAUGACUGCGGAGAUGGCUCUGAUGAAGGCAAGCAAUGUAACACGCAAUAUAAGAGCUGCACAGACCAGGAAUUCCGCUGUCAGAAUUUCAAAUGUAUACGAAAUCAUUUCAGAUGUGACGGAGAAGACGAUUGCGGUGAUCAUUCAGAUGAAGUAGGUUGUGUCAAAGAAAAUAAGACAUGCCCUGACGGUCAAUUCAAAUGUAACAACGACCAAUGCAUUGAUAAUAGAUUAGUUUGCAAUAAAGUGUCUGACUGCACAGACGAUUCUGACGAACCAGCGCAUUGUAAUGUCGAUGAAUGUGCGAAACUAGAAAUAAACCAAUGCGGUCAUAAGUGUAUUGAUACAAUAACUGGAUAUUAUUGCGAUUGUAAACAAGGCUAUAAACUGUUAGCUGACGGAAAAGCCUGUGCAGAUAUUGAUGAAUGUAUAGAGACGCCAGGCGUUUGUUCACAAUAUUGUUCCAACACCCCAGGUUCUUAUUACUGUAAGUGUAAUGACCAAUACUACGAAAGAGAAGUUGAUGAACAUACAUGCAAAAGAAAAGAUAACACAACCGCAUGGGUCAUAUUUACUAACAAAUACUAUGUCAGAAACAUGUCAACAGAUGCAUCAUUAUAUAAUUUAGUUCACCAAGACCUUAUGAACGUAGUUGCCAUAGAUUUUGACGUCAAAGAACAACAAAUGUAUUUCGCAGAUGUGUCUGCUAAAACUAUAUAUAGAUCAGAUUAUUCCGAUCCCAACCCAACUAAAGAAGUUGUAAUAAGGCAUGAUUCACAUGGACUAGAAGGUAUUGCUGUCGAUUGGAUUGGAAGAAAGCUGUACUGGCUAGAUAGACAUUCAAAGAAUUUGGACGUCGCUGAAUUGGAUGGUACUAGAAGGAAAACUCUGAGAACUGGAAUUGCUGAUCCUAGAGCAAUUGUUGUCCACCCUGGUACUGGUUAUUUAUAUUUUACAUCAUGGCACUUACAGGCAUACAUAGGAAAAUUGGGUAUGGAUGGAUCUAACUUUACUGCUAUCUUAAACUGGGAAGACGAUAUCGCAUGGCCUAAUGCGUUAACUGUUGAUUAUUUCACUGACAGGAUCUAUUGGGCUGACGCUCACUUAGAUUAUAUCGGAUCUGCUGAUUUGGAAGGUAGACAUCGCCAUGUUGUAUUAUCUGGAAGUAAAGUUCCCCAUGUUUUUGCAUUAAGUCUUUUCGAUGAUGAAAUCUAUUGGACAGAUUGGAACUUAAAAGCAAUUAGCAAAGCGAAUAAACACUCUGGUGAAAAUUUAGUAACUCUCAGAAACACGACUCAUCGACCAUACGAUAUACACGUUGUGCACCCAUUGAGACAGCUUCCAUACACAAAUCCUUGCGGUACCAACAAUGGAGGUUGUUCACAUCUUUGCUUAAUAGCACCACCCCACGAAUCUAGCUAUUUGAAUAUAGAAGGAUAUGGAGAAGAGGGUGCAACGACUUACAAGUGCGCUUGUCCGAACCAGUUCUAUUUAGCGAGGGACAUGAAAACAUGUAUAGCCAAUUGUACAGAUGGUCAACAUAGGUGUAAUGGUCGCGAUGAAAAAUCGGGCAUAUACGAGGUACCUGAUGAACUGAAGGAAAAGGUUGUGUCCGCGGUGAUUUCGCCGUCGUCGACUGAGACCCGCGGGGGCCCCGGUAAAAGGCCCCGCGCGCUGGACCCGGCCGCCGACACGGGCGUCGACACGCAGCAGCUGGUGCGCGAGGACCGCGACUGCUAG